Molecule: messenger RNA, 2388 nt
Organism: Clupea harengus (Atlantic herring)
Lineage: Eukaryota; Metazoa; Chordata; Actinopteri; Clupeiformes; Clupeidae
Gene: dipk1c
Product: divergent protein kinase domain 1C
Source: RefSeq, a predicted model, not a curated record
UUGUUGUUAGGCUACUGCGAUGGAUUAUAUUUUGGGUUUUCAUGCCCAAUACAUGGUGUGACAGAGCUGUGGAGACAUUUAAGGAGGGGAGGGGCUUCCUUUGGCUGCCAAGGAAACAGGGGAAGGCUGGUUGUUUCCAGGGCGACCCAGAGAAGGAAAAGCCUUAAAAAGGGGUGGGAAGCCAGGGAAAGGGGUGGGGUGUAGUGGUAAAGAAAAAGACAGACAGGAAAGCCCAAAGAGGAAAAAAAAAAACACAAAAAGAAAGGAAACCAAGUGGGAGGUUAAAAACAGACAGAAGGAGUGGGAGAGAGAUGAGGGGAAGAAGGAGAAAGGGUCUCCAGUUUGAAAAAGACUGAAGAGCUCAGUGUCAGAGUACUCACUGAGUCACAACGAGCAUUACAUUUCUCUCUCUGUGUCUCUCUCCCCCCUCUCAUUUUCCUGAAUGAAAUGCAGGAGGACAAACUACAAAAAGGAGUACACACAAGAUAGGGCUUAAGUUGUGAAGCCAGAGCAGGAAGGAGUGAAGAGGAGUAACUCUGAUAUGGCAAAGGAAACAGAGGAUGGAGCAGAAUACCUUCAGGGGCACCUUUGACUGGACUUUUCCACAACCAUGUGCCCUUUACCUCAGCGCCUGCCAUGGAGCACCACAGUGAGAGAUCAAGCCUCUUUCUGAUCUGACUGAACUGACAGUGUUUGGGGAACCACACAGGGACCGAGCCCGAGGCCCGAGCCCGAGCCCGAGCCCGAGCGAGGAGGAGCAGGAGCAAGAGAGUGAGGGAUGUGGGGAUCACGAUGCCGGGCCCUGGGCACCGGCAGGAAGUGUUGCCUUCUCAGGUGGCUGAGUCUGAAGGUGUGCAGGAGGAGUACGUUCCUCUUCGCGGUCCUCUGGUUCGGCUCCUGGCUGCUCCUUAACGGCCUGUUGUUUGUACACAGGAAUAUGUUCUCAGAUGUCUGCACGGAUGACAAGAGCCGCAGAAUACUUCAUCGAGUGUGUGAGGAGUACCAGCAGGGUGUCCUGACGGGCGACCUGUGUGAAGACCUGUGUGUAGAGGGUACGGUUGAGUACAAGCGCUGCCUCUACUAUGAGAACGGCAAGAAGGUGAUGGUGGCGGACUGGCGUGGCGUCCCAGUGGUGCUGAAAUCUAAACUGGAGAACUUCUCUUCCUACGAGCCCUUUGGUUUCCUGGACUACCUGGACACCCCAGGGAACAUCAGGGUUCAAGAGGAGCUCACACCCUUGGAAGUGGUCCUUUACGCCACCCUGGAGAUCAAGAACUCCCUGGGUCUGGAGACCAACGUCAACAUGACACUGCCUCGGCUCUGGGGCCAGCGCGUGAGGGAACAGGGUUGGGUCUACACCCAGGCGGAGCUGGCUUCACUCUGGGCGCUGCUUCAGCAAGAGGAGUACACCUUCCUCCGGGUGCUGCAGGACCUGAGCCAGCACGUGGCCAAGGUGGUGGGCUCGUGUGGACACUUUUACGCUGUGGAGUAUCUUGUGGCCGGACAUGCCUGGGAUCAAAACAUCUUCUCUAUAGAUGAUUCGUCUGGCUUAGACCAAACCUCUUGGAAUGGAUAUGCGAGACCAGGGAUAGACAGGGACAGGAUACAUCGUAUUGCGCUCAGCUUCUUAGAUAUGGUCGGACACUUCGAAGAGGACUUUUCCCACCAUCUUCACCUUUGUGACAUCAAGCCUGAAAACUUUGCCAUCAGGAAAGAUCUUACAGUGGUGGCUAUAGAUGUGGACAUGGCUUUCUUUGAGCCCAAAAUGCAGGAUAUCUUAGAGCAGAACUGCACCAGUGACAGAGACUGCAACUUCUUUGACUGUGUCUCCAAGUGUGACACGCACACAAAAAAAUGUGGCUCAAAACGCAAAAACAGCAACCUGCAGGUGAUCUGUGAGAAGAUCUUCAGACCUUGGUUUUCUCCCACGGUCCUGGGUUCCAAGGCAGAGCUCCCCCUGCAGGUGGAACUACAGAGUGCGGUGCAGGAGUGUGCCGAGGGGACCGAGGGGGGCCUGGACGUGGAGUUUGGACGAGCCAUCAGGCAGCGCCUCUCUCGACUGCUAACGCACCUCCUGCAGGAGAGCGCAGCCAACAAACAGGCACACAUCAGAUCAGGACACCCUCACACGGCAUUGAACUUCUAAAGCUUUAGUCCAUCUGCUCUGUGUUCCUGGAGUUGUUAAAUUAUAUCCUAAUAGGAUGCAAUGGAAUAGUUAAGUUCAUUGCAUUUCUCAUUCAUUUCACAGUUUAGUAAAUGAUUAUAAAUACAGAUAAAUACACUUUUAAGAACUAAAAUGACUGGAAAUGUUGUAUAAAAUGCAAAGUUGAAUUGCAUGAGAAUGAGUGUUUUUUUUCUCGAGCAUUAAUACAAUACAAUUCUUUUGAC